UCUGUCUUCAGGCGAUAUAUGAUAUAUGCUUUUUCAAUUAAGUUUAGUACAAAUUAUACGAAAUAUAAUUUAUAACUUAUGUAAAAUAGCUGUUCAUAAUGUAAUAAUACAAUUAUGUUGUAAAAUUAAUAAAAGCAUAUAUAUGUACAUGCAAAGUGAAUAAAUAAAUUGAUAUAUCCAUAGCUAAUAUUACGAAAUGUCGAUUUCAAAUCUAAUUUAUUCACUUAUAACAAUUUAUAACUUAUAAAAAUACUUUUUAAAAUAAAUAAUUGAUUAUUUUGGUACAUUAUGGCGUAUAAUAGAAAUCCAGUUAUGGCAACACGAGAUCGAAGAAGAGAUCGGACUCGACGUAGUCGUAGCCCAGUACGUAGGCGUGGUGGAGGUCGAGGAGGACGUAGUGAACCAGGAUCUAAUUUACGUAAACCUAAAUGGGAUUUGAAAAAAUUGGAACCAUUCAAAAAAGACUUUUAUAUACCUAAUAAAACUGUUUACAACAGAUCUAAAAUUGAAAUAGAAAAGUAUUAUGAAGAAAAAGAAAUUACCUUAAAGGGUGAAAAUAUUCCAAAACCAAUAUUUAAGUUUGAAGAGAGUGGUUUUCCAGAAAUCAUUCUUAAAGAAUUAAGGAAUCAAGGUUUUGUUGAACCUACUGCAAUUCAGGGCCAAGGUUGGCCUAUUGCCUUAUCUGGUAACAAUUUGGUUGGUAUAGCUUCAACAGGAUCUGGGAAGACUUUAUCAUAUAUAAUACCUGCAUUAAUUCAUAUUUCACAUCAAAGAACUUUAUCUCGUGGUGAUGGUCCAAUUGUAUUAGUUUUAUCUCCUACACGAGAGCUUGCACAACAAAUCCAAACUGUUUGUGAUGAUUUUGGUAAUGCAUUUGGUGUUAAUAGUACAUGUUUAUUUGGAGGAGCUCCAAAAAGCGGACAAGCAGCUGAUUUAAGUCGUGGUGUAGAGUUAAUUAUUGCAACUCCAGGACGUUUACUUGAUUUUCUUGAGCAAGAUCGCACAAAUAUGUGUAGAUGUACAUAUCUUGUUUUGGAUGAGGCUGAUAGAAUGUUAGAUAUGGGUUUUGAGCCACAAAUUAGAAAAAUUAUAGAUCAAAUAAGACCUGAUAGACAAGUAUUAAUGUGGUCUGCAACAUGGCCUAAAGAAGUAAGAAAUUUGGCAGAAGAAUUUUUAGAUAACUACAUUCAAAUUAAUAUUGGUUCAUUAUCAUUAGCAGCUAACCAUAACAUUCAACAAGUAGUUGAUGUUUGUCAAGAGUAUGAAAAAGAAACAAAAUUAAUUUCUCUAUUAAAAAAAAUAAUGGACGAAGAGGAAAAUAAAACAAUUGUUUUUAUUGAAACUAAAAGACGUGUAGAUGAAAUAACCCGAAAAAUUAAAAGAUACGGGUAUGCAGCUGUUUGUAUACAUGGAGAUAAAUCACAAUAUGAAAGAGAUAAUGUUCUGAAAGAUUUUAGAGACAGUCGUUAUCCUAUAUUAGUUGCUACUGAUGUUGCUGCUCGUGGACUAGAUGUUGAAGAUGUUAAAUUUGUUAUUAAUUUUGACUAUCCAAAUAAUUCUGAAGACUAUGUUCAUCGAAUUGGACGUACAGGUCGAUCUCACAAGACAGGAACAGCUUACACGUUCUUUACACACUCUAAUGCUAAACAGGCAUCUGACCUAGUAGCAGUUCUUACUGAAGCUAAUCAAACUAUCAACCCAAAGUUGAGGGAGAUGGCUGAAAAUUGGCGCUCUAAUGGAACUUCUGGGAGAGGUGAUAGAAAACGUGGUUGGAGAAAUGGUAGAUCUAAAAAUUCUAAAAGUCGUUCAAGAAGUUGUGAACGCUACAGACGAAGAUCAAUGUCAAAAUCAAGGUCUUAUUCUCGAAGUCGCUCCAGAUCAUAUGAGAGACAUCGUAGACAUAGAAGACGCAAAGUUCAAAUUGAAGAUAUUACAACUGUCUAUAAAAAAAUUAACUCAUUAUUAUAAUAUAAUGCUAUGCACAUUAUUUCUUAGUGACAAUUUUUGUGUUUCUCAAUUUUCUUUUGUGUCUAAAAAUAGAUAAUCUCUUCUUCUAUCUAAAAUAAAUUUUAAAAAAUUAUUAACUUUAUAAUUUUAAAAUAGUAAUUGCAUUUAUAUUAAAUAUAUGUAUUGUUGUGAUUAGUAUUUAUUUCCUU
Molecule: messenger RNA, 2156 nt
Organism: Daktulosphaira vitifoliae (grape phylloxera)
Lineage: Eukaryota; Metazoa; Arthropoda; Insecta; Hemiptera; Phylloxeridae
Product: probable ATP-dependent RNA helicase DDX5
Exons: 13
Coding region: 289-1968 (559 amino acids)
Cellular component (GO): cytoplasm; ribonucleoprotein complex; nucleus
Molecular function (GO): RNA helicase activity; ATP binding; RNA binding
Source: RefSeq, a predicted model, not a curated record